This is a messenger RNA of Vespa velutina, 1277 nucleotides long. RefSeq names its product deoxycytidylate deaminase. Lineage: Eukaryota; Metazoa; Arthropoda; Insecta; Hymenoptera; Vespidae. Gene Ontology annotation, biological process: dUMP biosynthetic process; dTMP biosynthetic process. The record is from RefSeq and is a predicted model, not a curated record. Gene Ontology annotation, molecular function: zinc ion binding; dCMP deaminase activity. The transcript is spliced from 4 exons. The coding region runs from base 512 to 1234 and encodes 240 amino acids. Gene Ontology annotation, cellular component: cytoplasm.
AUCGAAAAGUAUAGGAAAUGGUAGUGCGCGAGACGUAAUUUUUCUUUUUUCUUUUCCUUUUUUUCUUUUUUUUUAAGUAAAAAAAAAUAUAAAUUUAUACGAAAGAAAAUUAUUUCGAAUUUUUCUUUUCCUUCGUAAAGCUUAUCUUAUAAAUUUAAAUGUCAAACGAUAAUUUAUAUUUCAAAGAAUUUGAGAAAAUAUCGAUGAGAAUAGAAAUAGGGAAUUAUAUUCCGGCGGAAGUUGUACCUUCAUUGGAAAUAUAUCCCAUCGUUUAUAAUACUUAUUAUAUAUUUUUUUUUUUUGAAUACGAACGAAUGUCUACGUUACUUGAAAGAUUUAUAUAUAUCGUUAAUAUCAAUGUGUAAAAUAAAUAAAUAAAUAAAGACAAUAAAUAAAGUAUAUCUUCAAUAUGUAUCAAUAAGAGAAUAAUAAUUUUUAUAAUUGAUGAUUUUUUAAUUGAUAUUUAUAUAUAAAUCUAAUAAAAGUGUGUAUAUUACAAAAAUUAUUGAAGAUGAGUGUAGAUACUACGUUACAUAAGGACGAAUGCCAAACUAACAGUAUCAAUUGUAAAAGAACAACGUAUAUGGAUUGGGAUGAAUAUUUUAUGGCCGUAGCAUUUUUAGUUGCAAAACGUAGUAAAGAUCCAAUUACUCGUGUAGGAGCAUGUAUAGUUGAUAAUGAUAACAAAAUAGUAGGUGUUGGAUACAACGGUAUGCCCAGAGGUUGUAGCGAUGAUAUAUUUCCUUGGGAAAAAAAUUCUGUCAAUAAAUUGAAUGAAAAAAGGCUAUACGUGUGUCAUGCAGAAGUUAAUGCUAUCUUGAACAAAAAUUCUAAUAAAUUGAAGAAAUGUAGAAUGUAUGUUGGUCUUUUUCCAUGUAAUGAAUGUGCAAAAGUAAUUAUACAAUCUGGAUUGAAGACUAUUAUUUACAUGUCAGAUAAAUACAGUCAUAAAAUUAAAACCAUAGCAGCAAAAAGAAUGUUUGAUGCCGCAAAAGUUAUGUACAUACAAUAUAUACCUAAGAACGAUAAAAUUGUGAUUGAUUUUAAUGAAAUUAAUUAUUUUUUAAAUAUGGAAAGUUUGGAAUCUGACAUUGUUGAGAUUGGCUAUGACGUACAGAAUCACAAUGAUAACUACUGUGAUGAAUCAACUUUAUCAUUGGAAAAUGAUAAAACUUCGACGAGUGCAGAGAAAAUCGAUGAAGCGAGCGAAGAGAGAAAAAAAAAAUUCAAUUGAAAUGAAAAGUUUAAUAAAAUAAUAUUUUUAUAUAGAUUAUGUA